Molecule: messenger RNA, 1386 nt
Organism: Penicillium longicatenatum
Lineage: Eukaryota; Fungi; Ascomycota; Eurotiomycetes; Eurotiales; Aspergillaceae
Product: Zn(II)2Cys6 transcription factor domain-containing protein
Exons: 3
Coding region: 1-1386 (461 amino acids)
Biological process (GO): regulation of transcription by RNA polymerase II
Molecular function (GO): DNA-binding transcription activator activity, RNA polymerase II-specific; zinc ion binding
Source: RefSeq, a predicted model, not a curated record
AUGGGACCUCGAAGGACACACCGUAAAAGCCGCAAUGGGUGUCCACAAUGCAAAGCGCGCAGAUUGAAGUGUGACGAACGACAUCCAUGCACCAAUUGCGUUAAACAUGGCAUUUACUGCGAGUUUGUCGCUCCGACUGAGCCACAGGAUUCAGCGCGGGCGACCCCUGCAUCUACUGUGUCGCCAGUGGCUCAGUCCCAGCCGACCCAGCCGACCCAGCAGACCUUGACACAGCCGCAUCUAUACCCGCGGCAGCCCAUCAAUGUGGGGACUCCGGUCAAUUAUCAUACCAAUGAGACAGGACAAAAGUUCGAUCUGCUCGGUAUUCUAUCCGAAUCUCCCCCGGACCCGUCGUUGCGGGCGCCGGAGGAUUGGGCUUUAGAUCUGGAACUGAUGCAUCACUACUGCACUAUGACGUGCAACACAUUGACAGUCCGUGAAGAUGCACGAUAUGUUUGGCGUGUUAUCAUGCCUAUCGAAGGUUAUGCUAACCCGUAUGUAAUGAAUGGUCUGUUGGCUAUCGCUGCCUUACAUCGUGCAUUCCUGGCACAUACUCCGCAACAAAAAGAGCGAUAUGUCAAUGCGGCGGCGUACCAUAUCACGACGGGAUUGAAAGCUUUUCGAGAACUGAUCGCCUUGCCUCUUGAUCCUAAAAAUUGGCAGCCGGUCUUUUGCUUUGCUGGGAUGAUCAAUGUGCAUCUGAUGGGUACACCGACCAGACUGGGCGUUAGUCGGUGGCCUGCACCGAUCUCGAAUGUGUUGGAUCUGUUUGGAAGUGUCAAGGGGCUCCAAGUUCUCAUGGAACCUUUCUUGCAUUCUAUUAGGAAGACUCAAUUGGCUCCGUUGGUGAACUCUAUCUGGCUUAUAGAUCCGCAGCUCAUUCCAAGUCAAGCUCAAAUUGCCCAAUCUCUGCUGCCACCAAAUUUCUGGAUGCAAGCAUCCCAACUACGUGCAUUUAUUCAUAACUACCCAUUCGCCCCGGCUCCACCCGCCCAGACCGGCGGGGAUCCUGAAACCGCGAGUGAACCAUCCGAUCGUCGAAAAGAGUAUAUUGACGCCCUUGAUGCAUUUGAAAGAGCAGCACGAUGCAUUGAGCUCGCAGGGACCAAGGUUGAAUGGGGCAUGGUCUUAAUAUUUGCGCAAUCCCUGUCGAAACCGUUCCAUGAUGACGUUGAAGCGCAUGAACCGGCUGCGUUGGUUAUUAUGGCAUACUACUGUAUUCUGGUCCACCUUGUGGAUGAUAUUUGGUUCACCAAUGGACUUGGAUGGCAAUUAAUGGAAGAUAUUGAGAGCAAGAUCCGCCCUGAAUAUCGGGAGUGGCUGACUUGGCCGAAACAAUGGGUCUUUGAGCGACGAGGGUACCCUUUGUACGUGAGUAAAGAGUGA